This is a messenger RNA of Paramecium primaurelia, 1563 nucleotides long. The record is from the annotation of a GenBank genome assembly. Lineage: Eukaryota; Ciliophora; Oligohymenophorea; Peniculida; Parameciidae.
AUGGGGGCUUGUUAAAUGAAAUCAAAAUAAAAAACAAACGAAGACUAACCUUAAUCUUCCACAACCAGAAAAAGUGAUUAAGUAUUUACUUUAAACAAUCCUUCUUUGAUCAUAUAAACAGCAACUCCAAAUUUAGAGAAUAUCAAUGAACCUUAUGAAGAAACCAAAAAACAAUUAAGAAAAAUAAAAGAAAAUUAAUGUUCCUAUAUACGAUAUUAUACAAGAAUCCAAUAAGGAAACUAGAAAUGUAAGUUAUAUAAAUUAUAUAAUUUAGUACUUAAUCAUUAGUAGUUGGUUUAACAUAAUUUAACAGGAAAAAUCCGAAUCGUUGAGGUUUAUGAAAGAAAUUCAAUUAAUGAAUAAUUUUUAACAGAACUUGAAUCAUUAGUAUUGAUUUAUUUAUAUGUAGGAUCACCCUAAAAUUAUAACAGUACAUGAAGUAUUUAUUACUGAAGAGUCGUUUUAGAUAGUUUUAGAUUAUUGUAGUGGAGGACAACUUUCUGACUAUUGUUCAGAUAAGUCAAUUGUGCCAUUUUCAGAGUCUGAUAUUGCUUCUAUAAUAUAUUAAUGUGCUGAAGUACUUCAAUAUUUAUAAAAUAUUGGAAGAACCCAUGGUCAUCUUACUCUUAAUUGCUUUUCAAGAAUAGACACUUCUAAUGAUAUCUAAAUUAAAUUCACAGACAUUAGAGGACUUUAUAUUAAACAUCAAAUCAAUAAUAUCAAUAUAUAUACUCUUGCUCCAGAGAUUUUUAAUUCAACUGAUGAUUAUCCUCCAUCGGUGGAUGUAUGGAGUUUAGGAAUUUUAGCUUAUUAAAUGAUUUGCGGAUAUCCACCAUUUGGAGGAAGUACAAUUCAAUCUAUUAAGUAAUAAAUUAAAAAAAUGGCUGCUUAAUAUAAUAAUUUCUAAUUCGAUAGAGUAUCAAAGUCAUGUGUAUAAUUGAUUAAGAAGAUACUGGUUCCAUUUAAAUCAAGAAUCUCAUUGUCAACAUUAAUGAAUGAUUAAUGGUUUAAAUUAAGAAGCAUAUAAAAUGACUCAAAUAUUAUUAAGAAAUUACAAUAAAAUAAAGUCAAAAUUUCACCUCUUUAGCAAUUAUUCUUAACAUUUAUGAUUAAAAACUUUUGUUCUGCUGAUCAAUAAUAACUUCAUGCUGAAUUUUUAUUAUUAGAUGAAAAUCAAGACGGAUAGUUAUCUAAAUAAGAACUACUUAAAGUUUAUUCUAAUAGAUUUGAUACAAAUUCUGAAGCUAUACUUUUUAUAGAUAAUAUAUUUAAAAUUGCAGAUAUAGAUAAGAGUGGAACUAUUGAUUUCGGAGAAUUCAUUGUAGCUAUUACUGAUAAAUCAGGUCUACUCACAGAAGAUAAUCUCAAAAUGGCUUUUAAAACUUUAGCUGCUAGUAAUGGAAAACUAACAAGAUAAGCUUUAAGAUACCAUUUUAAUUUAACUAUACAAAAAAUUGAUAAAUUAUUUGCUGAUCAUAAUUUAGAUGUCAAUGUAAUAAUUUAUUUUAAUUAUAGAAUGUGGGAUAUUCUGAAUUUGAAAAAUUGAUGAAGCAGAUGUUAUGA